Molecule: messenger RNA, 2204 nt
Organism: Mytilus trossulus (common blue mussel)
Lineage: Eukaryota; Metazoa; Mollusca; Bivalvia; Mytilida; Mytilidae
Exons: 6
Coding region: 116-1126 (336 amino acids)
Biological process (GO): intracellular signal transduction
Molecular function (GO): protein binding
Source: RefSeq, a predicted model, not a curated record
UGAUAUUUCCAUAUAAAUAUACAUAUACAUCGUACUGUUAUCAUUAUUCGUGUUAAAUAUCAUUCAAGCAGUUAUUUAUCCUUUGACGAAUAGGAAAAACAUACUUCUGGUAAAUAUGGGACAACUUUGGUCAAACUCUGAGGGAGUAACAUGUUCUAACGAUACAGCUUUAGAAACAGCCUGGAAAAUUUCAAGCAGCGAUAAUGUUGAUCAGAAAAUUAUUAUGUAUGAAGAGAAAAAAUCGAAACGUCGUCAUAGUUAUACAGUUGAUCGAUGGACAGAACCUGUAGAACUAACAGCAUUAAUAAUAGCUUGUUUGAAUGAUGAUGUUAAACUUGUUAAGGAACUGAUAAAGAAAGGUGCAGAUGUAAAUUUAGUCGCCAGAGGAUAUCAAAAUCAAUAUGGAAACAAUGAAAACAGUGUGCUUCCCAUAUUCUAUGCUGCAAAUAACAGUAGUGUUGAAAUUGUGAAACUUCUUAUAGAAGCAGGAGUGGACAUUAACAGAUUCCAGGGACUUCAACACAGUCGUGCAAUCAUUGAUCCCAUUAAAAGGUUUCAAUAUUUUGGAUUUUCAAGACAUUAUUUUGGUCCUGGAAGGAUUUUAAAAGUACUUGAGGAGUAUUUAAAUGCUGGCGUUAAACUUAACACUACAUCUUGGGGACCAUGUCUCUUUUUAGGGAGAGGUAAGGUUUAUGAGAAAACUAUAACGACCUUACUCAUACCUGGACCGUGGUUUAUUUGUACUACAGCAGUUAUGUUACUACAACACGGAGUAGAUCCUAACUUGUACAAGCUUGGAGAUGUUUUAUGUCAAAAUAUCAAUCACUGCAAGUUUUCUCGAUGUAUUGAUAAAAAGACAUUAGAGGCAACAUUUUUUGCUGCUGGAUAUGAUCUUACCGUAUCUGAUACUGACUAUCAAAUAGGGAACUUUGGAAGAACGCAAAGGUUAAAGAACCUUGCUCGAACACAAAUUCGGAAACAUAUCAGAUCCGUGAAUGAAGAUACAUCUGUGUUUCCGGUUAUCGACAAGUUAAUACUUCCAACGAUUCUUAAAGAUUUUUUAAAACUAUAUGACGUGAGUCCUUUCGAUAUGUCAUCGAUUGUUUGCGAUGAAUACAGACGAUGAUUACUCUAUAAUACAGUCACACAACAGUGUGUCUUUUUCCUUCAAUUAUUUAAAGCCUAACUUUCGGAUAUUUUCAGUCCAAUCUGUCGCAUAAGAACGGAUGUAAUAGAACAAAACACGACGACUAUUUUAUCCGCUUCAUGGAUGCAUGACAAUAACGAAUUGAACAAACAAAAAGUGUUUGCAAAAAUACCGACCUCUUGAGUAAAAGCAUAAUGGGGAAAGUUCAUAAAGCGUACUAAACAUCUUUAUCAAACGUUAAAAUAAAUCAACCAACAAAACAAUUGGAAACAAUUUUAAUAUUCCGGACUUAGUACAGGUAUUGGCCAAAAAAUAUGGUGAAAAAAAAUGGUUUUUGACUAGGUGAGAUAGGUGAAUCACUUGACGUAUAAUUACCUUUUGGUUUUGUAACCAAACUAGGUAAAGCUUCUCUUACGUGUAAACAUCGUCUAUCUUUGUAAAAUUCAUCAUUAGGUCAUUUCAAUAUUUCAUCUGCAUCAGAACUAUACAAAAAUUGUCUACCUAUUUAAAUUUUAUACCAAAUCUGUAGUAAAUUCUUUAAAACGACGCAAAAUACUAAAACAAAUGUUUAUUUUACUUUAUGAAAUAUUUUGUGAGUGAAACCUAGGCCUUAUAUUCAUUUCUUCAGGGCAAGAUAACCCCAAUAAUUGUAUCCAUAAUUCUCAAUAAAGGGAAAAGGCCUUGAUAUCUCGUUUGCCUAAUGAGAAAAUAAUUUCAUAACAAACAUAUAUUAUCAAAAUAAUACGUUUUCUGUAACUGAUAUCACAUUAAAUGAUAAAAUAAUCUUUAAUAAAACGUAAGAGAAAAAUCGACAAUGCAAUGGCAACAUAAAGAAAAACAACGAAAAGAUCAUCGAAAGCCAACAAAAAAUACAUCUGAAGCGACGUAUGAAGCAAUACAAAUCUUACAAGAACGAGGAGGUUGAUAUCGUGUUAUUAUUAGUUUCAUUGAUAGUAUAUAUUAAAAAAUGUGUUUUCUAACAUAUGUGUUAUCCUACAAAUCAAACGACAUUCCAAUGCGUGAAUAAAGUGUUGUUUUCCCCCGUGUCAGCCGUUUA